AUGGCCGAAGUCAAGACUUCAGCACCCUCUCCUUCUCUGGAUUGGACAGUAGCCCUACAAGCCAAUGGGAACACCGCUCACCUACGGGCCCUUCAAGCGGUCGUGGCCGAGGGCACACAAGCCCACUGGUCCUUGGACUUCGAGGCCGUCCUUGUUGAUGAUGCCACUACCGCGGCAGCUUCCACCACGAAGCUGAUCCACCUGGACCCGAAAGAGCUGGAAGAUGCCCACUCCACACUGCUCACCACCAACCUCUUCGACGCCCUCGCUCUCGGGAAGAACGGCAACCGCUCGACAGCCCUGAGGCUGCUCUUCCCAGCCCAGUCGGGCACCCCAGCGCGGUCCGAUGUCCUGGAAUACCGCUUGCGCGGCUGUCCCGUCGUCCACACCGCCCGCAGCUUCCUCCAGCCCCUCGCCCCGGUAACCGCCACCACCCCAUCCUCCACCAACGCGAUCACCACCCCCCAAGCCCUCUCUCACCUCCUCUCCACCGCCAUGGGCGCCAUCAUUGCGCAAUCCCGCGUCCUCAACACCACCACCCUCCUCACCACCCUCACCCACCAACUCACCUACCGCCUCUCCCUCCCCUACGUCCUCCCCACCACCACCCCCCAACCCCCCGUCAAAAAACGCAUCUUCUGGAUCCAAGGCCGCGCCAACAUCACCGCCUCGCACCAAUUCUACUCUGCCGCCUGUGCCCUCGGGCCUCACCCUCGUCGUCGCCGACGCCCCCGGCCACUGGAUGCAGCCGGACCACGGGCCCCACGCCCACUUCCGCGAGGCCUUUGUGCCGCUGGGACAUUGCAGGCGACGCGGGGCUGGCGGAUCGUAUUGUUACGGCCGUGCGCGCGUACCCCCACAAGGUGGACUGUGAGAUAUGUUAGUGCGCGUGCACGUGAAGGUGAAGAGGUGUUUGUGUUGGGGGAGGCGGGGGAGUUGGAAAAAGUGCUGGCGGAGAGGGAGGGUGGGUUGGUGUUUCCGUUGAUUGUGAAGCCUUGUACGGGGUGGAAUAGUGAUUGUGUGGUGAAGGUGAGGGAUGUGGAGGCGUUGAGGGCGGCGGUGAAGAGGGCGUCGGCCAGGCAUGCGGAUUCGCCCGCGAAGAAUACGGGCGUGGUCGUCGAGCCGUAUGUGGAUGGGCCUGAGGUGGAUGCUAACUUUGUGGUGCUGGACGGUGAGGUCCUGUUCUGCGAUGUGACGGACGACUUUCCGUGCUCGGGGGAUUUGGUCGAGGGCAAGGCUGCCAACUUCAUGGAGACCUUGAUGGACGUCCCCUCGGCGCUGCCUCAGAACGAGCAGGCCAUGAUGGUCGAGUCUCUCCGGCAGAGCAUCAAGCGGUGCGGGUUUUCCUCGGGAAUCUUCCACUGCGAGGCUCGCGUCCGCAACUCCAACGCGUACUACACGCCGCGGGAGGACAACGGCAUCCUGGACCUGCACGUCCGGAGCGAAAGCGCGACCAAGACCCCAUCGUGCUACCUGCACGAGGUCAACGCACGCCCCCCGGGGUACAUCAACUGCGUCGCCGCGCUGCUCGCCUACGGGGUCGACUACUACGCCAUCCGGCUGCUCCUCGCGCUGGGACCGAGCGAGAAGGACCGCAUCAAGGCCUUGGCGCAGCCUUUCCUCGGCGGCAAGCCCCAGUACACGCUCGGCAUCGCGGUGCUUCCCCCAACGCGGGAGGGAAUCAUGGGCUCCGAGGACGCGGUUGGGGAAUUCCUCGAGGCGAACCCGGACCUACAGGAGCACGUGGUGUUCCAUCAGACGGUCAAGGAGCGGGGCGAGGUGGUCCAGGGCCCCGAUUCGAGCGAGUUGUGGUGUGUGGGUUAUGUCAUUGUUGCGUCUCCUCACGGCCGGAAGGCGUGCUUGGAGCUUGCCCAGAGCGUUCGGGAGAGAUUCGAUUACAAACUGUUGGAUGAGUGA
Molecule: messenger RNA, 1917 nt
Organism: Chaetomium globosum CBS 148.51
Lineage: Eukaryota; Fungi; Ascomycota; Sordariomycetes; Sordariales; Chaetomiaceae
Exons: 3
Coding region: 1-1917 (638 amino acids)
Molecular function (GO): metal ion binding; ATP binding
Source: RefSeq, a predicted model, not a curated record